UCCUCAGCUUUGUCCACCUCUCCCUCCCGGUCUCACUCCUCUCCCACUCUGCUCUCCGAUCUGGGGUGGAUGCUGCUCUGAGCUCAGCUGCUGAACACACCGGCUCCUAUAGGUCGGACCUUUAUAGAAGAGCUCCUGUCCGGAUCCGUUCAUGGCACACCGGGUGAGCCGCGUAGAGGAACGCACAGCAGUCACCAGGCUGGACUGAGAGAAGCUGCAGGAGGAGCCAAAAAAAAAAAAAAAGUGAUUUGGGCAAAGUAAAGUUGAAGGCUGAGAGGAGCAGGUGGAGCGCCGGCAUCAGCAGCUUCAGCAAGUCAUCGUUUUUUUUCCUUCUAACAGGUGACUGCCCCAGACGUUCGGAUGCAUUUAUCCCUGGAUACCAUGAGCAUGGUGGACGACAGCUGCCUCUCGCCCAGCAACUACCACGAGAUGGGGAAAGGCGGAGGCGGCGCGGUCGGGGGCCGCGUCCACAGCAUCGAUGUCAUCCUGGGCUUCAAUAAAGACCAGGGCCCCUUGCUAAGUCCCGCGGGGCCCACGGGUCCCCAGAAGAUGGGCUUAGACGGGCUGGGAGAACACGUGAAGCAGCAGGAGAUCUUGUCUCACCCGUCCUACAGCGGACACCUCUCCUCUGUGAGAAACGGCAGCACACAGCAGCAGCAGCAGCAGUACCAGGAUGCCGUCUUGUACGCGAACAAGAGCGACGAAGAGCUGGGAGAGCUCAGUAAGAACGCGGAGAGCGACGAAGGCAAGUCUCCGGAGCCGUGCAAGGACGACCAACCCAAGAAGAAGCACAGACGCAACCGCACCACCUUCACCACCUACCAGCUGCACGAGCUGGAGCGUGCCUUCGAGAAGUCCCACUACCCAGACGUCUACAGCCGGGAGGAGCUGGCCAUGAAGGUGAACCUCCCGGAAGUCCGCGUCCAGGUCUGGUUUCAGAACCGCAGAGCUAAAUGGCGUCGGCAGGAAAAAAUGGACGCCAGUACGAUGAAGCUUCACGACUCGCCCAUGCUCUCCUUCAAUCGUCCGGCUCCGGUUCACACCGGCAUGGGUCAGAUCACCAACUCCCUCCCGUUGGAUCCCUGGCUGACCUCCCCGCUGUCCAGCGCCACGCCCGUCCAGUGCAUCCCAGGCUUCAUGGGUCCAGCUCAGGCCCUUCAGCCCAGCUACUCCAGCCACGGAUUCCUCAACAGCGCAUCCCACGCGCCUCACCCGCACUCUCAUCCUCAUCCCGCCACGGGUCAGGGGAUGCAGAGCAUGGCUCCCCCACCUUACCAGUGUUCAGCGCCAUACUCUGAUAAGUUCCCCCUGGAGGAUGUAGACCAGCGCAGCUCGAGCAUCGCCGCUCUGAGGAUGAAAGCCAAGGAACACAUCCAGUCUAUGGACAAGACCUGGCAACCCAUGUGACUAGCAUUUGACAGUCCAUGUCAGUGACAAUCCUGGGGAGAAGGAGGCAAGGAAAGCACCUGUCAUGCCUGCUCUCCCACAGAAUGAAAGUGAAACUGAGCUGUGAAAACUGAAAAAGAAAAAAACACAUUUUUGGUACUUUGUUUUAAUUUUUCUAAACUUUUUGUUCUCAUCUCCAAGACACAAAAGUAAAGCCACUGUGAGGUUGCAUAUUUGGUCAUCUGUUGUCCUUUCAUUUUGUUGACGUUUUGUGCCUUGGGUGCAGCAAUUACAG
Messenger RNA from Fundulus heteroclitus (mummichog), 1681 nucleotides. It is a transcript of the gene rx1, whose product is annotated as retinal homeobox gene 1. The record is from RefSeq and is a predicted model, not a curated record. Gene Ontology annotation, molecular function: RNA polymerase II cis-regulatory region sequence-specific DNA binding; DNA-binding transcription factor activity, RNA polymerase II-specific. Lineage: Eukaryota; Metazoa; Chordata; Actinopteri; Cyprinodontiformes; Fundulidae. Bases 361 to 1407 code for a protein of 348 amino acids. Gene Ontology annotation, biological process: positive regulation of transcription by RNA polymerase II. The transcript has 4 exons.